Molecule: messenger RNA, 2595 nt
Organism: Purpureocillium lilacinum
Lineage: Eukaryota; Fungi; Ascomycota; Sordariomycetes; Hypocreales; Ophiocordycipitaceae
Source: RefSeq, a predicted model, not a curated record
AUGUCUGUUUCCGGACUCUUUCGUGGCAGUCAAUCUCGCUUUUCUUUCCUAUGGGUUGUGCUCGCGGGCUCCCGGCUCAGCAGCCGCAGGCUCUUGCAUAACGCGGUCUCUCGUUUCGCCGGUCGCCCUUUCAUCUUUGCCAUCGCGGCCAUCGCCGUACUCGCAGCCAAGUCGGUGCAUGUCUACGCUCACCACACUGCACUCAGCGCGUCUGACAUACUGCUGUGGUUGCUCUCGUUCUUCGCCCAAGACACGGUGUUUCUGAUCCUGUUACGAAUUCUGCUGGACGACGAACUGUGUACAACAAGACGCUGGAUACGUGGGGGAGCCACAGCUCUCGCGACGAUCACGUCAGCAGUGACCUAUCUCCUAGCAGCUGCAAACAUUUCGUUCUUCGCCGCGGCUGGCUCGGAGGUUCACUGGCGCAAUAUUGGCUUUGUUGGCGACAAGUCUUCUCGCAAGGUACUGCUCUCGGGACUCGCUUCGUCCAUUGCCGUGGGCAUUGUUAUGGUCGCUACGAGCUGGCUUGCACAGUGCUACCUCUACACCUUGGCCGGCGUUGCCCAAGAACUCACGGUUUCGCUAUUCAUCCGAGCCGCCUCGAUCCUCCGAUACCUCCCAAAAAAGGCGGUCCGAUACAUCCAUCUCCCUCAGCUAGAUCCUGAAGAAGCAUCAGAUUUCGACCACAAGGACGAAUUUGGCGAAAGCAAUGGCGGCUCCCCUUCUGCUUGGACGUGGCCAAAGAUCGUCAUGGGUGUCUACUUGAUUCUUCAAGUUGUCUCAAUCGUAAUCCGGCCGGCAGAGAGCUCUUUGGUCUUUCUGUCAUGGACCAUGAUCCUACUCCCAUGGGUUGAUUUCACGAACUCGUCUCCGAGUCUGGCUGGCCUACUACCAUUCUACGGGAACGGCAUUAACCGACAGUGGGACGGCCGCACAGCCCUUACCAAGCCCAUCCAGUUUCCGUGGCUUCCGAAGAACAAUCCUCUCGCAGGAUUUGAUGACUGGUAUAAUUCCGGCAACGACCAUUAUAAUGCAGCGGAGGAUCCUUUAAAGAUUUCAAACUUGAACGACGACCUACUCCCUGGAAUCCAGCAAGCGCUCAGCGACAUCAAGAUUCGUCACGUAGUUUUGGUGAAGCUUGAGAGCACCCGAAAGGACGUAUUCCCGAUCAAGAAGAACGGCUACAUCUGGAAACGACUUGCCUCAACCUUUCCAGACGCAAAAUUUCCAAGCAAGGCGGAACAGAGGCUUGCUACUCUGACACCGAACGCUAAUUUCCUGACCGGAGAUUACGAAGACGGUUUUGUGCAUACUCAGAAGAGACGGCGCGGCGGCAUCAACUUCAACAAUGCUUACACGACAGCAACUUAUACUCUGAAAAGCAUGACAGGAACCCUGUGUGGGAUCACGCCUCUCGUCGCCGACUUCAAUGUCGAGUACCAAUACCACAUAUAUCAACCGUGUCUGCCUCACAUUUUCGACCUCUUCAAUACGCUCAAUGCUCGUGAGACCAACACAAAUGUCUCAUCCGAUUUUCACUCUCUCAAGUGGCGUUCAAGCCUAAUACAGUCCAUUACCGACACAUAUGACAAACAGGAUCGGCAAAUGUCUUUCCUGGGUUACAAGCCAGAGAACUUCAUCUACAAGGAAUAUCUCCAGAGUAGUGAUGCCAAGUUUGGCCCUGUCAAUCUUCCAGAGAUCAAUUACUAUGGGAUGGCUGAAGUUGCAGUCGAAGAUUACAUACGGGAUGCCUUCGUCCUUGCAAAGAAAGACAACGAACGGGUAUUCCUCACGCAUUUUACAAGCACAACUCACCACCCAUUUGCCAUUCCAGAAGAGGAAGAAUAUGCCAAACUCUCAAACGACGGAUUGAACGACCUCUCGCAUUAUCUGAACUCUAUCGGAUACGUCGAUCGGUGGCUAGGUCGGAUUCUAGAAAUUCUUGACGAGCAAAUGGUUGCAAAUGAGACGCUCAUCAUCAUGGCGGGAGAUCACGGUAUCUCUGUGGCGGAGAACAAUGGCGUGACGCCAUAUUACAACCCUAACAUUGGCAAUUUUCAUGUUCCUCUUGUCAUUUCGCACCCACACCUCCCCAAUAUCGAUAUCGACGAUGCGGUGGAGUCGCUGCAAAUCCUCCCAACCAUCUUAGAUCUGCUCCUGGAAACGGGUUCGUUACCGGAUUCUCAGAAACAGGUAGCCCAUGACCUAGUCCGGAACUACGAAGGACAGUCCCUUAUCCGGCCGCUGCACAAGACCUCCAACGGUACCGCAGGGCCUCAUGCGUACUGGCAGUUCACAGUCAUGAAUCCCGGUCGUGCCACGGUUGCCGUGCGUGAUGCUCGUCAACCAGGUUGGCGACUAAUCGUACCUAUCGUCCAAAACGUUGAGUGGCGCUUUACAGACCUAGGUCCUGAUCCGCACGAGAAUGAGCCGACGUUAGCUUUUGACUUCUUCACAUGUCUACGUAAGGUCAAAAGCAGGUAUGGUGUCGAAGCGGCCAAGUGGGCAGAGGAAGCUGCCUUCAUGGCCCGCUGGUGGGUUGAGGAGAACAGAAAACGCUAUCGGUACGAUUCGCCGUUCAUCCAGAACAACUGA